AUUUUCUAAGAAUUUGAUCAUGUUUUCAUUCAGCAGACGAUGUAGAUUCCUUAUACCACAAUGCUGAUAAAAGAGUUAUUGCAUUCAUCUCCGUCUUUGUUUUAAUAUCUUUCUUCAGCUGGCAGUCUAUCAAUUUGCUGCAUAUUUAGAAAAGGACACCAUGAUUUCCAACGAACCAGACACAAAUUCGAAGGAAGAAAACCAUCUCUGUUCGAACGAAAGAUGGAGGAUAUGGAAGAAUGUUUUUCUGAUCGGUCUCUCCUUCAUGGUUCAUUUCACCGCCUUCUGGGGUGCUUCAAAUCUGCAAAGCUCUAUCAACGCAGAAGCUGCUUUGGGUACCAUCACAUUAGCUGCCACAUACGGAUCUCUCAUCAUAUCCAAUACAUUCCUUCCUGUCCUCAUAAUCGAGUGGAUAGGAACGAAAUGGACUAUCGCCAUAUCGCUAAUUACCUAUAUGCCAUUCAUUUUAUCCCAGUUUUAUCCCAGCUUUUACACAAUGAUUCCAGCAGCAAUCGCUAUGGGCCUGGGCGGAGCUCCAUUAUGGUGUGCAAAGUGUACAUAUCUGACAGUUAUAUCUGAAGCAUAUUCCGAGUUAACUGGGAUGAACAGCGAAAUUUCGGUUACACGAUUCUUCGGGAUAUUCUUCAUGUUUUACUCAUCUUCCCAAGUCUGGGGCAACCUCAUCAGUUCAGCCGUUCUGUCUUCUGGGUCUCCCCAUAUUGAUCUGAAGUCAGUAUCAGUAUCCAAUGCUACUCAAGUGGUUUUUGUGCAGUCAAAUCUGGUGGAUGUUGGUGAAAGAUGUGGCGCAAAUUUUUGUCCGACUCCAGCAGAACCUUCAGUCAAUCCAAAUUUGAAACUUCCACCUUCCUCAAAAAUCAAUUUGGUGUUUGGAAUUUACCUGGGAUGCAUGAUAGUGGCGUGCUUGAUCGUUAUGUUUGGAGUAGACCAAAUGUCAAGAUACAGUAAGCAUAGGAAAAGUUCUGGCAGUGGAUUAUCGGGCAAGGAACUAUUGGCAGUAACAUUAAAACAAUUCGGGAAUAUGAAGCAAAUUCUGAUAAUUCCUAUAACAAUGUUCAUAGGAGCUGAACAAGCUUAUAUAGCCGCUGAUUACACAUCUGCAUUCGUAUCUUGUAGUUGGGGGAUCAGCAAUAUUGGUUUCGUUAUGAUAUGCUUCGGAGUUUGCAACGCUGUAGCUUCAGUUGUAUCCGGAAGUGUUGCUAAGAUAACUGGUCGUACACCGGUUGUGUGUUUUGCUUUGUUACUGCACAUUGCUCUACUAAUAACGUUACUGUUUUGGAGACCGAGUGGAGAUAAGAAGAUCAUUUACUUCGUGAUCUCUGGACUUUGGGGUGUCUGUGAUGCUCUCUGGUUGGUUCAAAUCAACACUUUAUAUGGAAUCCUCUUCUCUGGCAAUGAAGAAGCUGCGUACAGCAACUUCCGUAUCUGUGAAGCUGUCGGGUCUGUCAUCACUUAUGCCUGUAGCUCGUACUUAUGCCAAGCUGCGAAGCUGUACCUUCUGCUCGGCCUGCUGGGAAUUGGGGUGAUUGGAUAUGCCGGAGUUCAUAUGAUGAAAGACGAAAAAAGUCCCUGUGAACGAUCUCCGAUUACUCGAUUCGAACUGCAGAAAGCGAAAGAUCUGAAGUAGUUUCCUGACACAUCUGUGAUAUAUUUUUGUUUUUCUCUGCGACAUUUAGGUUAAUGUUUUUCUAAUAAAUUAUCAAAACUUGUGCUUUCGUACAAGGUGUCUCCGU
Phaedon cochleariae (mustard beetle) is the source of this 1751-nucleotide messenger RNA. NCBI's taxonomy places the organism in Eukaryota, Metazoa, Arthropoda, Insecta, Coleoptera, Chrysomelidae. The record is from the annotation of a GenBank genome assembly.